This is a messenger RNA of Archocentrus centrarchus (flier cichlid), 1725 nucleotides long. RefSeq names its product N-myc (and STAT) interactor (gene nmi). The transcript has 9 exons. The record is from RefSeq and is a predicted model, not a curated record. Lineage: Eukaryota; Metazoa; Chordata; Actinopteri; Cichliformes; Cichlidae. The coding region runs from base 199 to 1344 and encodes 381 amino acids. Gene Ontology annotation, cellular component: cytoplasm.
CACUCGGUCUUCCAUACACGGACCUGCUGUAACUUUCACUUUUGCUUUGGAGCUGUUUGCGGCGCUGAGUGUGUGUGUGUGUGAGUGUGUGUGUGUUCUGGGUUUGUCGCUUUUCUCACUUGGACAGAAAAAAGUAGCGAAAGAAGAAGCAGAGCAGUUCACAGUUUGUGUGUUUGCUGAAUUUUUGUCGAUCACAUCAUGUCGGAGGUCUUCAAUAAGCAGAACGACGGCCUGGAUGAAGACCGCCAACGGGCGGCGGCCAUGAAAGAGCUGGAGGCCUGGAAGACUAAAGUAGAGAAAGCGGAUGAUAUCAAAGCCAGGCUGGUACUGGAAAAACUGGAAGAGGAUGAAGCCAAGUCAAAGGCCCAGCAGGAGAUGACUGCUUGUGUCAAAAACCAAGGGAAGUAUCAGGACGAAUUUAAUCAAAGCAUGAGCACAGUUCAGGAUGAAAUCAAGAAGAUUGCUAAACAAAAUCAAGAUUUGCUGGAGAAACUGAAGAAAUAUCAGGCUGAGCUGGAGACUAAGAGGGCAGAGUCCUCCAAGCUAAAGCAGAAAUUCAAGAUCUCCGCCCAGAUCCCGGACACAGAGGUAAAUUUCAUUGCUGAGAAUAAAGAGACGAGGGAGGAGGGUGAUGAGGACAGUCAGCCUAUCAGAGGAGUGUUUACCAUCAGCCAGAGAGCUGCUAUGCAUCUGCAGGGAGGACAGGCUCUCAUCACCUUUGAGGAGGAGAAAGUGGCUCGUCAGAUCCUGAAAAUUGCUAAGUGCUCUGUGUCCUGCGAGAACAGCAGUUUGGACGUGAAGCCAAAAAGAAUCACGAUGGAUCCUGCUGUGAAGUUUGAGGUUCACCUUGACGUUUCCAGAAAGGAGCUGAAAGUUUCCAAUAUCCCCCAAUCCAUGCCAGAGGAGAGAAUGAAAGACCGACUGGAAAUUAGUUUCUCCAGGCCCAGCAGAGGAGGAGGAGAGGUGGAGAAAGUGGAGUAUGAUGAGAACACUGGGACAGGGCAUAUCACAUUUCUCCACCCUGGAGUUGCUGAGAACCUUUUCCUGAGAAGAAGGUACCAGGUAGAGCUGGACUCUGAAGUGAACAUGCAAGUUGGACCCAUUUACAACUACCAGCUGCGCAAGUUUCAGACCUUUUGUGGCUGUUCGAAGCGAACCAUCCUCCUGGAUGACAUUCAGGACAUGGUUGAUGAGGAAGACCUGCAGGACCAUCUGGAAAUCCAUUUUCAGAAACCCAGCAACAGCGGUGGUGAGAUAGAGAGCAUUAAGUACAUUGCUAAGGGGAAGUCUCUGGAGGCCUUUUUCUGUGAGGACACGGAGGAGAUGGAAUCAGCUGCUCCCUAAAACAUGUAAGAAGAGCUCGACUCUAGAUGUUAAAAAAAAACAUUUGAAGUAUAUUUCUAAUAUUUUCCAAAUUUCUUGCCCCAACUGAAGUGAUGUAUUUUAAAAAUUUCUUUUAUUUCCUCAGCACAUCUGUGAUGCCAAAAAGACAUCAGUGUAAGGCGCUGAAUAUUAUUGUAGACCAUUACCACUUGAGCGUGCUGUUGCAGUUUAAUUACAUUUAUCUGUGAUUGGUGAUUUAUCUGUGGCUUUUCCUUAUUAGCUCUGUAAAACUGCUAAGAUGUCAGAUACACAGUUGUCCUGUGUAAAAAGAAAAUCUUCACAAUUUAAAACUGUGCUUGAGCUUCUUCUACACUGUGCUUAAUGAAAUAAAUGGAUCCUGAA